Molecule: messenger RNA, 756 nt
Organism: Ipomoea triloba (trilobed morning glory)
Lineage: Eukaryota; Viridiplantae; Streptophyta; Magnoliopsida; Solanales; Convolvulaceae
Exons: 1
Coding region: 1-756 (251 amino acids)
Molecular function (GO): nucleic acid binding; RNA-DNA hybrid ribonuclease activity
Source: RefSeq, a predicted model, not a curated record
AUGACCCUGAACGAGUUAAAGUACUCCCCAAUUAAGAAGCUGUGUUUGGCACUUGUGUUCGCCAUUAAAAAGUUCAAGCAUUACUUUGAAGCCCAUACCAUCCGGCUUGUUUCCAAAGCGAACCCAGUAAAAUAUGUUAUGGCGAAGGUCGUUCUCUCCGACCGCCUUGCAAGGUGGUACUUAUGGAAGUUGUCUGAUGAUCUACCUGAUGAAGAUGUGCUUAUCAUUGAAGUCCUACCCCCAUGGAAGAUGUAUUUUGAUGGAGCUGCGCAUAGAGGAAGGGCAGAAGCUGGAGUUGUUUUCAUCACACCGGAAGAUGAAGCGUUGCCAUAUUCUUUCACCUUGACAGAGCCCUGUUCAAACAAUGUUACUGAGUAUCAAGCAUUGAUACUGGGACUAGAGAUAGCAGUUGACAUGAAACAACUGAGAAUUAACAUUUAUGAAGAUUUAGCGUUGAUCGUCAACCAAGUGAUGGGUCUACACAAAGUCAAGAAAGAAGAGUUAGUCCCAUCCAACAACUAUGCGAGGAUACUCAUACAAUGGUUGGGUGAUGUCACGAUUGAACAUGUACCGAGGAAAGAGAACAAGCAAGUUGACGCCUUAGUUGCAUUGGCUUCAACUAUUGCUCAUCCUACAGCUCGAGUACAAGUAUGUCAAAAGUGGGUAGUUCCACCUAUCUUCAAUGAAAAUGGCUCAAUCGAUGAAACUGUUGAACUCCAUGCUGCUUCCGUUUAUGACAUUGGCCAAGAUGACUAG